Molecule: messenger RNA, 2097 nt
Organism: Hevea brasiliensis (rubber tree)
Lineage: Eukaryota; Viridiplantae; Streptophyta; Magnoliopsida; Malpighiales; Euphorbiaceae
Product: tyrosine decarboxylase 1-like
Exons: 4
Coding region: 1-2097 (698 amino acids)
Biological process (GO): amino acid metabolic process
Molecular function (GO): carboxy-lyase activity; pyridoxal phosphate binding
Source: RefSeq, a predicted model, not a curated record
AUGGGCAGUCUCCCCACAGACACCUUCUCCCCUUUAGACUCUAACACUUUCAUAGAUGAGUCAAAAAUGGUGAUCGAUUUCAUUUCUGACUAUUACAAGAAUAUAGAAAAAUACCCAGUUCGAAGCCAAGUUCAGCCUGGAUACCUUUCAGGCGAAUUGCCUCAGUCAGCACCAUAUAGUCCUGAGUCGUUGGAAGAUAUCCUAAAAGACGUUUCUCAUAAAAUUAUGCCAGGCCUCACUCACUGGCAAAGUCCCAACUUCUUUGCAUACUUCCAAGCAAAUGCCAGCAAUGCUGGCUUUCUUGGAGAGAUGCUUUGUUCAGGCCUGAAUAUCGUUGGCUUCAAUUGGAUUUCAUCUCCAGCCGCAACCGAACUAGAAUCCCUUGUCAUAGAUUGGCUGGGAAAAUUGUUGAACCUUCCGCCUUCAUUUCUCUUCUCUGGUAAUGGAGGCGGUGUCUUGCACGGCAGCACAUGUGAGGCUGUAGUAUGCACUUUGGCUGCAGCAAGAGAUAAGACCUUGAAAAGGAUGGGAUGGGAUAAAAUUACAAAGUUGGUGGUUUAUGCCUCUGAUCAAACUCAUGCCACUCUCUUCAAGGGUACCAAAUUAGUUGGUAUCCCAUCCUCUAAUAUCCGUUCUCUCCCUACUUCAUUUUUAUCUGGGUUUUCCUUGCCACCUCAAACACUUCAAGAAGCAAUCGAAAAUGAUAUAAAAUCUAGGUUUUAUCCAUUGUUUCUUUGUGCCACUGUGGGAACAACUGCCUGCGGAGCAGUUGAUCCUAUACGAGAUCUGGGGGAAAUUGCUACGAAAUACAACUUAUGGUUCCACAUUGACGCAGCUUAUGCUGGGAGUGCCUGCAUAUGUCCCGAGUUCAGGCAUUAUUUGGAUGGUGUAGAACUUGCAGAUUCAAUUAGUAUGAACCCACAUAAAUGGUUACUCACUAACAUGGACAGUUGUUGUUUGUGGGUUAAGCAACCCCAUUCAUUAAUCAACUCAUUAGCCAGUGAUGCAGAAUUCUUGAGGAAUUCCGCGAGUGAAUCAAACAAUGUAGUGGACUACAAAGAUUGGCAAAUUGCAUUGAGCAGGCGAUUCAAGGCCUUAAAGCUUUGGGUUGUUCUACGUAGACAUGGAUUGAGCAAUAUUAUGUACCACAUACGCAGCGAUGUGAAUUUGGCAAAGUGGUUUGAGUCCCUGGUGAGUACGGACAAGAGGUUCGAGAUAGUAGUGCCCAGGAGGUUCGCCUUGGUUUGCUUCAGGCUCAAACCCAAUAAUGGAGUCAAUGGUUCCGAAUUGAACAGGCGACUACUGUCUUCUGUGAACGAAAGCGGACGUGCCUUCAUGACUCAUGGGGUGGCAGGAGGAGAGUAUUUUAUCCGCUGUGCGAUUGGAUCCACAUUGACUGAAGAAAGACAUGUAAGUGAGUUGUGGAAGCUGAUUCAAGAUAAGGCUCAAACAAUUCUUGCUAAUGCAGCAAGAGAGGAGCAGGAUGCACCUGAUGUCAUAGUUGGUACAUUUUCUCUUUUUGACUUCGUAGUGCAUGCAUUGAUAGACCUAGGUUCAACUCAUUCUUACAUGUGCACUGCCAUCCCAGUAGAGAGGGGUUUAAGGGUUGAAACCAUUGAGCAGGAUAUCCUAGUUACUAACCCUUUAGGCCAUAGUGUGAUAGUGAAUAAGAUCACUGUUGUGGGUGAAAGGACAGAUUAUCUAUCUAAUGUUAUAUCAGCCACUACUGCAAGGAGGUUGAUAAGAAAGGGUUGUGAAGCUUACUUGGCACAUGUGUUUGAUACUAGGAAGGCUAAGCCUGACCUUCAUGACAUAUCCAUUGUAUGUGAUUUUUUAGAUGUUUUCCCUAAGGAGUUAUCUGGUUUGCCACCAAAGAGGGAAGUGGAAUUUGCUAUAGAGGUUAUGCCUGGAUUCUCUCGCAUAGCAUUGCCAUUGACUAAAUUAUUACACAAGAAUGUUAAGUUUGAGUGGGAUGAUAGAUGUCAAGCAAGCUUUGAAAAGUUGAAAGGGAUGCUUACAGAGGCACAUAUUCUUAUACAACCAUUUUUGGGGAAAAACUUUGUAAUUUAUAGUGAUGUGGAUUAUGGUGCGUAUUGA